ACACGUGUAGUUCAAUUUGGAAAUUUUGAAUAAACUCGGAGGUGAUUUGUAUCACAAUGCCCAAAGUGCGUUCGACGGGGGGCCCUCCCCGAAAACAGGGCUUUAACAAGUCGAACCACUCGAUGAAUCCCGAGCGCCUCAAAGAGGGGCUCAAGGGGGUGGCCAAAGUGCGCUCAAAAUCGACCAUCAAGCGGCUGCAAAUGUACAGAAACUUUAAAGCAAAGCGGGACAAAACUGGAAAAAUUUUAACCCCAGCCCCGUUCCAGGGCCGUUUGCCGUCCGGGACCCAAGCUAGGGUCGAACCGAACCAGAAGUGGUUUGGCAACAGUCGGGUCAUUUCACAAAACGCCCUACAAAAGUUCCAAACCGAGUUGGGCGCCGCUGUAAAAAAUCCCUAUCAGAUGGUUAUGAAACCAACCACUUUGCCCAUCACUUUGUUAAACGAGAAGGCGAAAAAUGCAAGAGUUCACUUGUUGGAUACCGAGAGUUUUGAUAGUGUUUUCGGGCCGAAAAAAAGCAGGAAACGGCCGAAUCUGGCGGUGAAGGGUUUGGACGAGUUGUCGAAAUUAAUUGAAGAAAAACACGAGAAGUACAGUAAUGAGAAAGACUCAAAUAUUGUCAGGGAUGACGGAGGUGUUCGGGACUUGCCCAGGGAUUGGGUCAUGGCAGCAGGACAGUCUAAACGAAUUUGGAACGAAUUGUACAAAGUUGUGGAUAGUUCAGACGUUUUGCUCCAAGUACUAGAUGCCAGGGACCCGAUGGGGACAAGGUCCCCCUAUUUAGAAAAAUUUUUAAAGACGGAAAAGCCCCACAAACACCUGAUUUUUAUUUUGAAUAAAGUUGACUUAGUCCCAACUUGGGCCACUCAAAGGUGGGUUGCUAUUUUAAGUAAGGAGUACCCCACAAUUGCCUUUCAUGCCAGCAUAAUGCACCCCUUUGGCAAAGGGGCCCUGAUUAACCUCCUGAGGCAAUUUGCUAAACUGCACAUUGACAAGAAGCAAAUCUCUGUCGGAUUUAUUGGCUACCCAAAUGUUGGCAAGUCCUCAAUUAUCAACACACUAAGAAGUAAAAAAGUGUGUAAAGUGGCCCCAAUAGCUGGCGAGACUAAAGUCUGGCAAUACAUCACUCUAAUGAGGCGAAUUUACCUGAUUGAUUGUCCCGGAGUUGUUUAUCCAAGCGCUGAAACUGAUACUGAAAAAGUGCUGAAAGGAGUUGUUAGAGUAGAACUUGUAAAUAAUCCAGAAGAUUAUAUUGAGGCAGUUUUGGAACGCGUUAGAAAGGAAUAUUUGGUCAAAACUUACAAAAUUGAGGACUGGACUAGUGCCACUGAUUUUUUGGAAAAGUUGGCACAAAGGUCUGGAAAAUUACUGAAAAAGGGGGAGCCUGAUAUUGGAAUUGUUGCAAGGAUGGUUUUAAAUGAUUGGCAGAGAGGGAAAUUGCCAUUUUAUGUUUCUCCUCCCGGAUUUGAGGAACCUUUGCCUACGACAGAGCAAGACAAUGAAUUGAGUGUUGUACAGGAUUAUAAUAAAAUCAGAGUUGGCUUGCAAUACGAGGGUGAAGAUGUGAAAGAAUUGGAACCAAUCAAAGACAUUGAGAAGGCUGUAGUUGAAAAUGAAGAUAAGGAAGAUGACGAAAAGGAAGAAGAAGACAACAUUGCCAACAAUAGCGAAGUUAAGGACACUGACGAUGCUGGAACAGAAUCUGAUGACUCGUCAGAUUUGAGUAACAUUUACUCUGACAUGGAAGAUUCCAAAGAAACCGAAUAUGCCGUAUCAGCAAGUGGGCCGUUUACUGUUGAAAACAUUGCAAGUAAAAAGCAGAAAAAGGGGCGCAAAGUUGAAGACAUGGCUCUUGGAGGCAAGAAAUUAACAAGCAAGCAACGGCGGGCGAUAGAAAGGGCGCAAAAGCGGAGGAAAAUCGGCAGCAACUUCUACGAAGUUGCGAAUGUUAAGAAUAGGAGUUACAGACCGAAACAUAAAAAAAAUUCAAGUGUUUAGGCUUUAUUUAAAUUUUUAAUAAACAGUUUUCCGAAAUCAAA
This is a messenger RNA of Tribolium castaneum (red flour beetle), 2038 nucleotides long. RefSeq names its product Nucleostemin 2 (gene Ns2). The coding region runs from base 57 to 1997 and encodes 646 amino acids. The record is from RefSeq and is a predicted model, not a curated record. The transcript is spliced from 3 exons. Gene Ontology annotation, cellular component: nucleolus. NCBI's taxonomy places the organism in Eukaryota, Metazoa, Arthropoda, Insecta, Coleoptera, Tenebrionidae. Gene Ontology annotation, molecular function: GTP binding.